AUGGACGGCUCAACAUCAGCUGAUGACAACAGCAGUAUAUUGGUGGCGUUGAUACUGCUCAUGAUCACUGCCGUACUUGUGUACUGGUAUUACUUGCAAAACGUUGGAGGGAAAUCUGCCAAACAAAAGUCUGCAUCGGAAAAGUGGGGUCUACCGGUUGAUAAUAUGCCUUCGUUCCCAUUACAACAGAACACGUCCUCGGUCUUAUCACCUCAUAAGAAGAAAAAGAAGAAGAAGAAGAAGCUGUCACAGAAGAGUGUUAACUCUACACAACACAGCUCGCUAUCGAUAAAUAGCGUAGAGCCGGCAAUCAAGAUACCGCAUGGUCGAAAACGACGUUUUCACCGCUCACAAAUGUCAUUCAACCGUCGGUCGAAUGAUACACGUAUGUCAGAACAUUACUUUUUUGAAAUGACUCCUUUCAGGUUGUUUCCAUAA
This is a messenger RNA of Haemonchus placei, 438 nucleotides long. The record is from the annotation of a GenBank genome assembly. Lineage: Eukaryota; Metazoa; Nematoda; Chromadorea; Rhabditida; Trichostrongylidae.